Messenger RNA from Scaptodrosophila lebanonensis, 3177 nucleotides. It is a transcript of the gene Tret1-1, whose product is annotated as facilitated trehalose transporter Tret1. Lineage: Eukaryota; Metazoa; Arthropoda; Insecta; Diptera; Drosophilidae. Gene Ontology annotation, cellular component: membrane. Bases 152 to 2758 code for a protein of 868 amino acids. The transcript has 8 exons. The record is from RefSeq and is a predicted model, not a curated record. Gene Ontology annotation, biological process: transmembrane transport; carbohydrate transport. Gene Ontology annotation, molecular function: sugar transmembrane transporter activity.
GUGGAUAUCACAUUUAGUAGUUUGUUAAAAGCAAAGACAACAAAAUAAUUGAAUACAUUUAAACACAAUACAGAAGUGCUACGUAUUGCCUGCAAACAGAAAGAGUUCCCAAGGAAAGACAAAAGUUCAAGUUCAAUAAAAAGCUGAUAAGAUGAAUGGACGUGACAAUCGCGGUGGCGGCGGCGGCGGUCAUCACCACCAGCCGUUGAGCAGCGCCAUGGGAAAAAUCAAGGACAAAUUAACGCGGGCAGGUGAAGAGCUGGGACUGGGCUAUCAACGCGUGGAGAGCAGCUUGUCCACAUCGAACACCGCCACAAGCUUGGACACAAUACUGCCGGAGGAUCCGUUUCUGUUUCCACAAGCAGCACCACAGCACCACCACCCACAGCAGCAGCAACAGUUACAACCACCGCAACAACAACAGCAACAACAACGUCAGCGCAGCCCCAUACGCUUGUUGCACGACGACGAGCCACCGCUUUCUUUUCGUCCCCUACUCGAGGACGACGACAUCAACGAACCACCACAACUAAGCACCACCGCACAGCGCUCACCAUUGCGUGCCAGUGGCAGUUUGGAGCUCACCCCCCUGCCACCACCACCCACUUCCCUAGAGCCACAUCGCGAUCGUCAGCAGCGCAGCGUCGUGUCUGUGGCUGGUGAGGAUUUGCAGCGCAGCAAACAGUCCCUAAAGGGCUCACGCGUCUCGUUUGAGAAACGGCCGAAGGCGCCUGGAGCCGAUAGUAGCGACGACGAUAGCUUUGAGGACAAACGAAUUGGGUUCCAGCAGCAAAAGGCCACCAGUGUCGACCACAAGGGCAUCCUCAAGGAUCUGAAGCAUAUAUUGGCCAACGACAACCGUCGACAGUUCCAGGCCAAAAAACACGUCUCGCUGGACAUUAAGGGUACACGUUUCUUGCAGGAUUUGCUCAAAGAGUCCUCAUCCGAGGAGGAAUUCCAUAAGACCCGCCGCGAGUUUCAGGGUCGGAAGCAUCAAAGUCUUGACCCACGGGUCACUUUCAAGCUCGACAAAGUAUUACAGGGUUCCAGCACUGAUAGUGACGAGGAAGGCGACGAUGCUGAGCACAAACGCCUGAUACAUCGCCCGAAAGACAUAACCAAGCCAGUCAUCAUCGAUCUGAAGGACUUGGAGAGCGAGAGUGACGAAGAUUUCUUCACAUCGCGACAACACUUUCAGCAGCAGCGCUCCAUUAGCACAGAUUCCCGCAAGAGUCGUAGAAACGAAAUGGAUGAGAAACGCGGGGAGAACAUCCGCCAUGCUGUGCCCUUUGUGCGCCAAAUCACCGAAGAUGGCAAACCUAAGUUGGAGGUCUACAGGCCCACAACGAAUCCAAUCUAUAUAUGGACACAGGUUCUGGCCGCACUAAGUGUCUCCCUUGGCUCAUUAACUGUGGGCUUCUCCUCGGCCUACACCUCACCCGCACUGGUCUCCAUGACAAACACGACUCUGACAUCAUUUGAGGUCACCCCGCAAGCGGCCUCCUGGGUUGGUGGCAUCAUGCCGUUGGCAGGCUUGGCCGGCGGUAUCUCUGGUGGACCAUUCAUUGAAUACCUGGGACGUCGCAACACCAUUCUGGCUACCGCUGUGCCCUUCAUCAUCUCCUGGCUAUUGAUUGCCUGUGCUGUCAAUGUGGCCAUGGUCCUCUGCGGUCGUUUCUUAGCCGGAUUCUGUGUUGGUAUUGCUUCGCUGUCGUUGCCCGUCUAUCUGGGUGAGACCGUGCAGCCGGAAGUUCGCGGCACGCUAGGUCUCUUGCCCACUGCCUUCGGUAACAUUGGCAUUCUUCUUUGCUUUGUGGCGGGCACUUACAUGGAUUGGUCCAUGCUGGCCUUCCUGGGUGGCGCUUUGCCUGUGCCGUUCCUGAUAUUGAUGUUCCUCAUUCCCGAAACCCCACGCUGGUAUGUGUCCCGCGGCCGCGAAGAACGGGCACGCAAGGCACUACACUGGCUGCGCGGUAAAGAGGCUGAUGUGGAGCCGGAGCUAAAGGGUCUGAUGCGUUCUCAGGCCGAUGCCGAUCGCCAGAUGACGCAGAACACGAUGCUGGAGCUGCUAAAGCGCAGUAAUCUCAAGCCAUUGUCCAUCUCUCUGGGUCUGAUGUUCUUCCAGCAACUCAGCGGCAUUAACGCGGUUAUUUUCUACACAGUGUCCAUUUUCAAAGAUGCCGGCUCUACCAUUGAUGGCAAUGUGUGCACCAUUAUUGUUGGUGUGGUCAACUUCAUAGCCACCUUUAUUGCAACGAUUCUGAUUGAUCGUCUGGGCCGAAAGAUUUUACUGUAUAUCUCGGAUGUGGCGAUGGUCAUUACUCUUUUCAUACUGGGUGGCUUCUUUUAUUGCAAGGACAGUGGCAUGGAUAUUUCGAAUGUGGGUUGGUUGCCACUCUCCUGCUUUGUGGUUUACAUAUUGGGCUUCUCCCUGGGCUUCGGACCCAUACCCUGGCUGAUGAUGGGCGAGAUUUUGCCUGCCAGAAUACGUGGUUCGGCUGCUUCUGUUGCCACCGCCUUUAACUGGAGCUGCACUUUUGUGGUCACCAAAACGUUCCAGGAUAUGAUUGAUUUUAUGGGUGCUGCAGGUGCAUUCUGGCUGUUCGGUGCCAUUUGUUUCAUUGGCCUCUUCUUUGUGAUAUUCUAUGUGCCCGAGACACAGGGCAAGACGCUGGAGGAUAUCGAGCGCAAGAUGAUGGGACGUGUGCGUCGCAUGUCCUCGGUGGCCAACAUUAAGCCCUUGUCCUUUAACAUGUAAACAACGUGGUCAUCGUAUCCGAUCAAAAACCAAAUAUUAGAUUAGUGCUCUAGUGCUUAAGUCGUAUAAUAAAAUACGCAGGACAUCCUUUAGAUGAUUAUAUGGCCAGCGCCGAGGUCUUUGCGAACUCCUUCCAAAGUUCAAUUACGUUUCCGUCUCUAAGAUUUGGAAAGAUGUCGAAGUCGUGGCUAAGAUGCUGAUAUUGUUAGUCCAGCUAACUCGUAAUGUUUAGCGACAAGAAUUUCCUUUAUAUUUUUAUGUAUGUAAUUAUUAUAUAUUGUUAUUAAUUGUAUCAUUAAGUACAUAGUUUUAUUAUGUAAAUUAUGAUUUUAGCACUAAUUUGUUGACAUUUGACAUGAUGAUGAUGAUGAAUUUAUCAAUGUAGAAAAAUUACAUGUUUACACUCUAAGAAAUCCAAA